GUCUGAGGCAGAGCAUGUUUACGCUAAGAGUCUAAACAAGUUGGCUGCUAAAUUGUUGAAAGCAUGCAGCACUGGAGUAGGCUCACUCACAGAAGGCUGGAAGACAGUGGGCACAGCCAUGGAGCAGGAAGCGGAGCUCCACAAAAACCUUGCUGGUGGUCUGCUGGAGGACAUAAGCAAACCUUUGAAGGGGUUUGUGGAGCAGCAAGGGAAGGCUCGCAAACCUAUUGAGCUGAUGGUGGACAAGUCUUAUAAAAACAUCAUGGACCGGAGAGCAGAUGAGUUUAAGAGCAAGAAGCACUCUUACUCUUGCUGCAAGGAAUAUGAAAAGGCAGAGUCCUCAGCAACUGAUGCUCGAAAUGCUGGCAAAGGCAAAGAUGUGGGCAAGAGCGAAAAGAAGAGCAAACAGAUGCUGGCCUCCCUCAAGAAAGCUGACAAAGAAUACACAGAGGCAAGCUACAAGGCAGAGUCUGCAAGGCAAGACUGGGACAUGACUGUGGCUAAGGCCAGCACAUCUAUGCAAGAGUUGGAGGAGGAGAGGCUCAAAACUAUGCAAGAGUAUCUGAACAAAUACAACAGUCACGUAUCCGUGUUGUCACCAAAACUUACGCAGUACUUUGACCGACUCAACGAAGCUGUGAUCACAGUGGAUCUCCAGAAUGACCUUCGCACUAUUGUUCAAGAGAAAGGGAUGAAGGGCCCUCGACAGCCUGAGCAGAUUCUUCUGGACUGCUAUGCUGAAGAUGGGCAGGUGUCUUUGAACAAUGAGAGACGCAAAGAAGCACUCAAGAAUUAUCUCAUUCAUCUUCAUCAGUUCAUAGAAAAGGAAAGGAAGGGGAAAGAGGGAGUGGAGAAGCUUGUGGAAGUGUACAGAAACAAACCCAGCUUUGCAGAUCCAGAAACGCAACAAGAUACAAGGCAAAAGCUGGAACAAACGACCUUCAUGCUCAACUUCCUGGAAGCCAGUCAUUUCAAAGUCAAUAGCUACCUUUGCAAAACGGAAGGGAAGUCCGUGCCGAGUAGUAUGUUUGCCCAGUACAUAGAGACUGUUCGAGACAAGCAGAAUUAUCUCGUGAGCACUCUGCGUCUGCCCUUAAACUUGGCCUUGGAAGGCAACUCUGACUACAUGUCCCAGAACCUACCCAAUGAUUACUACCAGGAGCUCAACUCGCCUGAUGAUGAUUUUAGUGAUGAUGAUUUCCCCUCUCCCACUGUAAUUGGUCAUUGUCGAGCCAUCUAUGAUUACGAUGCAAGCCAAUCAGAUGAGCUAAGUAUAAAGACAGGUGAUGUGAUUGGAAUAUAUGAGAAACUGGGAGACGGCUGGUGGGAGGGGGAACUUCAUGGUGUUCGUGGCAUCUUUCCCUCUACUUAUGUACAAGAGACAUAGAGAGCAGACGCUGGACAUUUUAUUUGUUUUCUGUUACACAAGAGGACAAGAGGAGUUACAUUGCAUUGACUCAACAUUGUGAGUGAUUCUGGUAUCUGAACAAGAGAGAUGGAAAUAUUUGUGCAUUCAAAAGUUUUGGCGGAAUUGACUGUGACUUGAAUAACUACUGCAGCCAUCGGUGUUCCAAGCGGAUUGUACUGGACAGAAUUGUUUGUGCAUGCUCACAGUGAUUGGUGGAUCGUGCAAGACUGUGUGUUGAGGACAUUUACGUGCAUUGGGAGGAGUUUGUUGAGGAUACAAGCUUAAUGACUGUUGACUGUUGAAUUGUUGUGGAAAGGUGUAAAUAUAGAUUCCUUAUAGAGUGUAAUUUUCUCCAGAAAGCACACGUUUUAGUGUAACUCACUCUUCUCCACAUAUUAUUAGAUUUGUUGAUUCCUCACUUGCUGUUAGUCUUUCAGACAUGGCUGUUUGGAGUUGGCAGCUUGUACCUACCGCCUUCAAAGUCCUCCAAGAAUAUAUUGUCUUGGCACAGCAUAAAUCAAAUAUUUCUAGUUACAAUACAGCAUUGCUCUUCAUUCUCUUAAACAAUAAAAAAAAUUGUAUAUUUUAAAUCUUAACACAUUACUCCCCAGCUCGCCUGGGAUCACACAUUAAUUUCUCUAUGCUCCACCCUAACACACCGGAAUCAGUCACUCAGACAAGGCAUCUUUAGAAAGGAAGUCUUGCUUUGACGAGACUCUGGUGCUGAGAUUUAAUUUCAUAUAGUUAUUGCUUUGCAAAAUGUUUUUUCUUCCCUUUGGUACUGUACCAUUGUAAAAUGUUUUUUCUUUCGUUUGGUACCGAAGCAAAAUUUUUCGGUCCAGUACUCUCUAAAGGUGGCUGGAAAAGGUGAAAAGCAAUGCAGUUGAGCUGGUAUAAAAAAAUAGAGAUGUAUAUGAGCCUGAACAAGCAAGUGAUGAAUCAAAUGAAUCAGAUAUAGAUGAAAACAUAGUAGCAGGAAGGGGGGGGGGGGAUUCAGAUUAAUCAGAUGCAGAAUCUAGAUUUAGAGCCCAGCACAAGUCUGAUAGUGAGAACAGCUGGGUGGACACCCUGUUUGAAGUAAACCUGGAACAUUUCAAAGAACCUGUGCAUAUGAAGUUGUAUUUUUCUGAAACUACAUUCAUUUCUCUUCCUCCUUUUUUUCAGAAUUUUGGGAAUUCGUUUUUGCAUUUUUGAAAUAUUCUUUAAAAUACUAGUUUUCAUGGAUGGUGAGUUACCUGGACUUGCUAGGAUUCGGGAAUACACGGAGGGCUUCUUGGCUGUAUUAUGUAAUUAAAAGGACCAGACAUUAGAUCUUUUUUUUCCUUUUACACAAUAUUUUUUUUCUUUCAAGUCAAAACCUUUGCUAUGUUAUCAUUAAGAUGGGAAUGAACGAAUUUUCUUCAGUUACCACAAAAGCAAGAUGGUAAUACAGAUGUUUGCAACAAAUUUAAAUGCCAGAUUCUGGAAACAGAAAACAUUCGCCAUUACGUAUUAAGAGACACUUUUUUACUGAUUGAGAUUAAGAUGCAUAUUAUCCAAGUGGUUUGCUUUCUAUUUGUUUGGGCAUAUAGAAGAACCAUGUGCACCUGUUCUGUUAUCUUGUUUGUUGAUUUAUGUUGCUGCUUAUUUUGUUUUGUUUUGUUUUUUCUUUAAGACCGCAAGGCUUUGGAUGCUGACAAAGCCAGUACAUUACGCAGAAGCACAAUAUUGCCUGGUAAUUCUGAAUUUGCUUAAUGUUUACCUCGUGUGGAUUCUUUUGUAGUUACACUUGUAGCUCUUUUCUUUAUGCUUAUUUGUCUCUUUUUGAAAUGUGACACAGAGACAAAGAAAAUUUUUGUUGUAUUUACUCUUUAUUCUUUAUUUUUGUGGUCUCGUUUCCAGGAGCGAGUUUGCUCAUGGAAUAGAUUUGAUGAAUCAAAGUU
Aplysia californica (California sea hare) is the source of this 3330-nucleotide messenger RNA. Its product is annotated as nostrin. The record is from RefSeq and is a predicted model, not a curated record. NCBI's taxonomy places the organism in Eukaryota, Metazoa, Mollusca, Gastropoda, Aplysiida, Aplysiidae. Gene Ontology annotation, cellular component: cytoplasm; plasma membrane. Gene Ontology annotation, molecular function: protein binding.